AAGAAAGAACACACUUAGUUAAACAACUAACAAAAACUGCAGCUGCUACGUGCAUAUAUCACCGACGUCACAACCGGUCCGGGUUAAUAUGUUACUAGGGUCAAAGAAGCACCACAUUUCUACAUCACCACAGACAAGAAGYAACGAGCGCUUCCUUGAUUUUAUCUCUUCGUUUAGCGAGAUGGAGGACGACACCAACAAAGAGGAGAGUCAGCAAGAUAAUAAAAAGACGGAAGACAAUGGAAUUGUUAAUGAAAGCUAUGUUCCUGAUUUACCGCCCAAGAAAUCCAAUAUGAGUGCAUCAGCAUCACAUAUCAGCAAUGAAAGGCCUCAAGACAAUCAGUCAUCGUAUAGUGAUGAUACUGAAAGUUAUGUCAGCAAUAUUGAUCUAGAUGYUUCAAUGCCAAGCCAUGCAUUCAGAGAAGUACGAGGAUUACCUUCAAAUAAUGUUCUUAAGCAAAAUAUGAGAAAGACACUCAAAGAAAGGAGACCAAAGUCUCGUGGAAAACUUGAAACUGAUGAAUUUAGUGUUAAUAAUGAAGCUGUGGUGAACAAUGAAGAACAGGUUUUUCACGGAGUUGAUCUUUCUCCUGAUGAGUAUUCUGAUCUCAUGGGACGGCAGAGAGAUAUUAAAGACAUGCCGACGUCAAUCAAACGCAAGCGAACAAUAAAGAAUAAUAUGGAAGUCAAUGCUAAAAAGAAAGGCAAAAUUAAACACAUUAGUGCAUGGAAACAUUUCAAAUUGACGUUUGCCAUGGGUUGGCAACACUUCAAAGAUGCAAGCAGUGAAUUACUGUAUGUUAUGGACUUGUGGAGAGGUCACUUGAAAAUCAUUCAAGGGAUAUUUGGAUCUGGUGUGUUAUCCUACUUCAUUCUGCUACGAUGGCUCUUUCUCAUCAAUUUAGUUGCCUUCUUCAGUACUAUUUUCUUUCUAUUCAUUCCUCAAAUGGUUUAUGAUGCAAGUUACAAAAGCAAUAAUGCUAGUUUUGAAGGCUGGGAGCUUCUUACAGGAGAUGGCUAUUUUACCAAUACUGAGAUGUAUUAUGGUGGAUAUACUGAUAAAGCUAUUCCUAUGGGCAGUGGCUUGGUCUAUAAAAUGCCACUAGCCUAUUUAUGUGUAGGUGGUGGCUACCUUCUCCUCUGUCUGGCAAUUAUGGUCUUCAGUAUGGCUGAAUCGUACCGUGAGAACUACAUCUAUACUGGUGAUGAUUUCAGUUUUUAUGUUGCUAAAGUGUUCUGUGCRUGGGAUUAUGGCAUAACUGAUGAAGAAUCAGCUACUCUUAAGCAGAAAAGUAUAUCCAAUGACCUCAAGGAGGUUAUUGCAGAACAUUUGUUCAAUGAAGAGCGCAGUGGAACAGAGUUAUGCUGCCUUGUGCUUAUACGUAUGUUAACYAAUCUAGUAGUUGUGGCCCUGAUUGGUGGAGGAUGCUUUCUGAUUUAUUAUACAGCUACAAUGUCKUUUGGGGUUGGUGUWGAAGUAUUUGGAAAGCUUUUAUUCCCUAUUAUUGUGUCCGUGCUUAACCUAGUACUGCCUGUGUCAUUCCGUAUCAUUGCCAGCUUGGAGCAAUAUCAACACCCAAAAACAUCCAUCCAAGUCAACCUUGCACGAACUGUUUUGCUUAAAUUGUCAACUAUUGGGGUCAUUCUGAUAUCAUUAUUUAGUGAUGUGACCAGGUGCCGUCAAGGUCUGAAAACACUAGCUGACAGCCAAUGUUUACCAGACAUGAAAGAGUGCUGGGAAACCUAURUUGGAAUUACAUUUUACCGCCUGAUWCUGGUUGACUUCUUCUUUUUGYUGUUGUCAACAUUUUUUGGAGAAUUUGUAAGAAGUCUUUUUGCAAAGUAUGUUGGAUGGUGUGGUCAGAAUAUUGGCUUUCCAGGCUUUGAUAUUUCACGUAAUGUGCUAGAUCUGGUAUAUGCACAGACCUUAGCAUGGAUUGGAACUUUUUUCAGCCCACUUCUUUCAGUUGUGAAUGUAAUCAAGCUUUUUCUAUUGUUUUAUGUCAAAAGGGUUAGUGUCGUACAAAACUGCAAGGCAUCUGGAAGACCAUUCCGUGCUGCUAAAAUGAAUUUGUUGUUUUUGAUGUUGCUAGCUGCAUCUUUUAUGGUGUCUAUAAUUACUGUUGGAUAUACAGUGAUGUCUGAAGAUGCCGAUAUGUUAAAACCAUCCGCAAAAUGCGGGCCAUUCAGAGGUCAGGAGAGGAUGUACCAAGUGAUCAGCAACGAAAUUACAGAUUUUCCUUCAGCUGUCAAAACAGCGAUACAAUACUUGUCAUCAGCCAGUUUUCUAACUAUGUUGUUUUGUAUUCUKGGAAUUGUUGUCUAUUAUUAUAAGAUGUUAAAAGACUCAAAUGAAAAGAAAAUCAAGUUAUUAAAAGAUCAAAUAGCUUUGGCUGGACAAGACAAGUUAUUCCUGAUGGGAAAGAUAACAGCAGGAACUGGUUUCCGUGCAACAAUGGACAAUGGUGCACAAUAAAGUCCAGCUAUAACAUAUAAUCACAACAAUACUGUUAUUUUUAUUUAGUGCAGUCACCAUUUAAACUCAAAAUAUACACAUUAGCUGCUACAAUAGAUAAAAUAGUCAUAAUAAUGCUCCUACUGCCAGUUCUCUUAGAUCUGGACAUUAAUUCAAGGGUGAGCACUAUUUGACCUGUUGUACUUAUGUAGCUGUCUAAUGUACAGGUAUAUUAGACUAUUUGCACAUAUUAAUAAAGGAACUGGAUUUACGAACACAACAAUGGUUGUGGUAUGAUAUAGUUAAAAUCAAUAAUGAUUAUCAAUUUAUAUUGAUUAUUAAUGUAUCACACUAAAUUUAAAAUGCUAUCCAAACAUUUAUGCAUUGCAAUAACAAUAAACAAUAUAUUUCAUUUGUUGUCAAAAUAUAAAAGAAAUCAUAAGAAAUCUCAUAAGAACACAUACGAACAAAUCUACAUGUAUUAUUUGUAAUGCAURAKAAUUAUAUUCAACAAGAACACUGUACAUGAAAAUUGCUCAGUAACAUGUCUAGUCAACUGCCUUUUUACAACUUCAUAAUUAUAUUGUACUAUUUUAUAACCUUUCUUAUAAACAAGACCAUGAUUGGCCAAAGAACAAUAUUUGUUAGCUCUGGAUUUGAUACACAAUGUAAAUUACUWGUAAACCAUAUUCAUUUUGUAAAGAAAGACAAUAAUAAAAGUAGAAUUAGAAUUUCA
Messenger RNA from Exaiptasia diaphana, 3191 nucleotides. RefSeq names its product transmembrane channel-like protein 5. The record is from RefSeq and is a predicted model, not a curated record. Bases 89 to 2476 code for a protein of 795 amino acids. Lineage: Eukaryota; Metazoa; Cnidaria; Anthozoa; Actiniaria; Aiptasiidae. The transcript is spliced from 18 exons. Gene Ontology annotation, cellular component: plasma membrane. Gene Ontology annotation, molecular function: mechanosensitive monoatomic ion channel activity.